UCGUCACUUACAUCUAAUCAUCUACAAGUCCUCGGUGACUAUUGCUUAUUGACAGAUUCAACAUUCCCCCCUCUGAUACGCACACUGAUGCCACUGGUAGAAUUUAAGAAUCGUCUAAAAGUGCGCUCCUGUGAAUGCCUCGUCUCGGAGGCACAAUUGUUUACAAAAUAACCGUUGCUUUGUCAAGUUGUCUCCGUAAACCGACUUCAAUAAUAUAUAUUAUCUGUGUACGAAGGUACGAAGUGUGUAUGUACUUGUUCCUGUUACCUAAUUUUUUGUUCAUCCGUUGGGUAGGUAGUUUGCUCUUCAUAAUCAAUCUUGGGGAUUACUGCAUUAAAAUCUGCAUUAGAAUUUUAAGACCAUUAUUAAAUGUCAGAAAAAGUGGACCCCAAUUUUAAAAAAAAUGAACCAUGUAGUGACAUUGUUACCUACCAGCCUUGCAUUAUAUUGGCUUUAAUCAUCACUCCCUUUUGUACAGGUGUGUUCAUUCGCCACCUGCGUCUGUAUCGUCCGAGCCACUGUGCGAUAUUAGACAGUGCCCAUUACGAUCCGAUCUGAGUCGUCGAGGACAUAAAGGAUGGUUCGCCAUGGCCACGCCCACCACGCCCGGCAUCAUCACGGUGGUCAUCAUCAUCACCAUCACGGUGGUAUAACUCACCACCAUGGCCUCGCCGCUCAUCAUCACCACCACGCAGCUCACCAUCAUCACCGAAAUGUUCACCACCACCACCCUACAGUGGUGUCCACUGCCGUGCCUGUGGGGGCGGUCGCCGGGGGUCCCAGUUCAGCGGCUGGAGGAGGCUACAUCAUGUGUGCUAUCUUCUUGGUGUGUUUUGGCUUUAUAUUUAUAAUGGUAGGAGCCAUGUUUGUUGCCAUUUUCGAUUUCUCGUCUGUCUUUGCUAUUUCGGGAAUAUGCCUCAUCCCAGUGGGCGUAAUAAUGAUAAUUGCAUUCGCAAUACUGUGCAAGAAGGGAAAAUCAGCGCAACGAGAAGCUGCCAUGGCGCUCCAGCAAACUGGAGCAGUGACCACGAUGAUUUACGGUGUUCAGCCACAACAUCCAGUAGCAUUCGGUCAGCCAGGAGCGCCACCAAUAGUGCAGCCGGCACCUGUGACACCGAUAGUCUACGGACCACAUGGAGAAGUCAGCUACUACCCUGCUACUCAAACAGGAAUACCUACUCAGCCGUACGGAAACACAGAGCCCAGGACUACACAUGAUUCCGAGGACUUUGUCGUGAUGUCUGAUGGCCAUCAAGUAGAACCGACUGCACCUGUCGAUUCCCCACCAAGUUAUGAUGACGUCAUCAGCAAAGACACGCCCACCGAUGACUAGACACAUGAACAAUGGACACUGAUCCUCGUAGUACCCAAACCUGCAGCUAAGUUAAAUUAUGAUAUGUUGACUUUGACUUCAAAGUUCAUGCACACAGAGUUGAAUUAGUCCAGGAUAGCCAGGUAAUUUUGGACUAUCAGACGAGUGAUUACAGACGUCUCUUUACCAAGUUUUAGGGAAGAGGGGUGAGAGGGGGGCAAUAUUUCGGAAAUACCAUGAGGGGUAAUACUGUAACCUUAUCCUUUUCUAGAACCGCAGCUUUUAAACCUGGAGCGGGCUUGUCAUAAGGUGGCAGUAUUCGCGGUGGCUUUGUUUGAGACUGCAACCCGCCUUUCUGACAAGAGGAAUGUACAACGUAGGAUCAUUCACCCGAUUUUGUUUCUCGGCUAAAAAUUGCCUAUUGUAAUAUCCUGGGGCUCCUCUCGGGAUCACCAUACUAAUCGUGAAAAAGUUUGAAUAAAGAAAAAGAAGAGCACAAGUUGUCCUCUUAAACGUAAACAGCGCCACCUAUUGUCAAAUGGCCUGCUGUCUCCUGCUAGUUUUCAAAUGCCCAAAUGUCGGAAAAGUUGGAGGAUUUUGUUCUAUUUCGUCCAUUUGUCAUCGACUCAAAUGUACACUCUCAUUAUCACACCCCCAUAUUCCUCUAUUCUGUUGUAUCUGAUGCCGACUACAGUUUGGUUCUAAAUGCAAUGUAUAAUACAAGGUGAGCGGAUUCAGUCCUCAGUCGGAAGUGGCAACUCGCGUUCUAACAACGUUUUGGUAUUUUCAUGGGAAGU
Molecule: messenger RNA, 2109 nt
Organism: Patiria miniata (bat star)
Lineage: Eukaryota; Metazoa; Echinodermata; Asteroidea; Valvatida; Asterinidae
Product: TM2 domain-containing protein DDB_G0278163-like
Exons: 2
Coding region: 578-1333 (251 amino acids)
Source: RefSeq, a predicted model, not a curated record